Molecule: messenger RNA, 1113 nt
Organism: Aspergillus calidoustus
Lineage: Eukaryota; Fungi; Ascomycota; Eurotiomycetes; Eurotiales; Aspergillaceae
Source: the annotation of a GenBank genome assembly
AUGGUGGCAGAAUCGAAACUAUACGAUGCUUUGGGCAUCAAGCCUGAUGCCUCGCAAGAUGAAAUCAAGAAGGCGUAUCGAAAAGCUGCGCUGAAGUAUCAUCCGGAUAAGAACCAGGAUGAUCCUAAGGCAGCAGAAAAGUUCAAAGAUGUAUCUCAAGCCUACGAAGUUCUUUCUGAUCCCGAGAAACGGAAAGUCUACGACCAAUUUGGCCUCGAAUAUCUCCUCCGCGGCGGGCCUGCCCCUCCACCCGGCGGCGGCGGUGGCCCGGGUGCAAACCCAUUCGCUGGUGGCAUGCCCGGCGGCUUCUCCUUCGGUGACAUGCCCGGAGGCACUCGCACGUUCCACUUCGAAACCGGACCCGGCCGCGGCGGCAGCGGAUUCCGGUUCAGCAGCGCCGACGAUAUCUUCCGAAACUUUGCCAAAGCCAGCGGCGGCGGAAUGGGCGGGCUGGAUGACGACGAUCUCUUCUCCAUGCUAGGUGGCGGCCUUGGUGGUCGUGGAGGCGCACGAUACCGAAGCAGUCAACCCGGUUCGUUCCAGCAACAGUCUCAGCGGGCGGGGCCGACGCCGGAGCCGACGGUCAUCGAGAAGCAGUUGCCGCUGACGCUGGAGGAGAUAUUUCAAGGGUGCACAAAGAAAGUGACGGUUAAGAGCAAGACGUUUGAUGCGAGCGGUAAACGCACCGUGCAAGAUGUGACGCUGGAAGCGAAUAUCAAGCCUGGACUGCGGACGGGUUCGAAGAUCAAGUUCCGCGGUGUUGGUGACCAGGAGGAAGGUGGUCGACAGGACGUCCAUCUUAUUGUGACUGAGAAAGAACACCCCACAUUUAAGCGCCACGGCGACGAUCUCAUCACAACAGUCGACAUCACACUCAAAGAAGCGCUGACAGAAUGGGAACGCAUUGUUCGCACGAUCGACGGAAAAUCAAUCCGCGUCAAGAGCAGAACCGCCGUCACGCAACCAGGGCAGGAAGAGAAAUUCCCAGGCCUCGGCAUGACGAUCUCGAAGAAACCCAGCGAACGAGGCAACCUGAUUGUCCGUGCAAAUGUCAAGUUCCCAGAGACAUUGUCGGCGAGUGCGAAGGAGGUGAUAAAGGAUAUCCUUCCCUGA